Formica exsecta is the source of this 2034-nucleotide messenger RNA. RefSeq lists its product as uncharacterized. Bases 92 to 1228 code for a protein of 378 amino acids. The record is from RefSeq and is a predicted model, not a curated record. NCBI's taxonomy places the organism in Eukaryota, Metazoa, Arthropoda, Insecta, Hymenoptera, Formicidae. The transcript has 7 exons.
UAGUGCAUGUGUGUGCACGUUGUCAACAGUUGGCAGUAAUGGGACAAGAAUUUCGUCAAAAGUUGUUGAUAGCGAAGAAGAAGGGAGUGGCAUGAGACGUGCCUGUUCGCUGAGUGAUCUUUCCAUCAACCCUUCAAAUAAGUUACUGCAUGGUCCUGUGCAAGUUUCAGGAAAAUUAGGAAGUAAAAAUAUAAGCACAACAUCAAGAACCGUAUCUGGAAGUGCCAAUCUUAACAGUCAAUCCAAACAUGCUUCAGGAAAAACACAUAUAACAAGAAGUAGCAGCGUUGGUGUUUUAAACCAAAGCGAUUCAGAAUCAGAUGCUGGUAUAGCAGGCGGAAAUAGUAGAGGAUGGAGUAGUCAAACCAGCAACAACAGAAUGACCGGUAUAAUGAGGCCAACGAUUAGUUCUCAAAACAAAAUCAAUCAUCAAAAUAAAUCAAGCUCUUCUGGUAGCACUGUUUCGUCAAUUUUGAGAAGACGUGGAAUGCAAGGAGCUUUUUCAACUAUUAAUCUAAGUCAAGUAGGAAACCAAGAAGACUCGAGUUCAGAGGAUACCUCUUCAAACGGAAAUGGAGGAAAACCAGCAUUACCACCAAGACCUAGAAGUAUUAGCAUUGACCAUUCUUCUGCUAGUUUAAGUUUGCCCAGCGCAACAAUGAGAAGAUCUGGGUCGACAAUUACAUCAAAUGGUCGGGGUAGUGCUAGUGUAAUCGAACAAAAUGGAAGCAAAAUAUCCGCAACAAAUAGAAAUCAGCUGGAGCCUAGUCCACACGAGUUACCAGUCAAAGAUACUGAUCGUACUAUCGAUGUAGCUAGUGCCGAAUUAGGCAUGGAUAAAACAUUAGUGUCCACGCAAUUGUGUAAUACGAUCGCGGACGAACUCAUGCGAACUGCAGAUAAUGUUGUGCAACUAUACAAACGUUUGACGAUAGACAAUGAUGAUGACUCCUCUACAGAAGCAAUCGAUAGGGACACGAUGCUACGAGGACUGGAAUCAUCUGUUAACGAAACUAUGCGUACUUUAAGAUUGGUCAUCGCUGGUAAUGAGAGUCAUAACGACGGAAGUAGCAAGAGUAUCAUCACUAACGAGGCGACUGCGAAGUUUCAAGAAUUACUCGCAGGUCAGGAUCAGGGCAAGGUAGUUAAUAUGAUGCAGCAGUAUUCCGAAUUACUUUUGACUAUGAUGCAACAGCGGAUGGGAGGAACCCAAUCAAGUCAUACGUAAAAUCCGUCCAUUGAUAAAAGGAAUACAAUCAUUUUCAUAUUUAAUGUAUUGGCAUAUCGGAGAUAAUGCAAAGAAUGUGUCUCAUGGUAAUCUCCUUUUAAACAUUGUAUUCUUGAUAAUUCUCUAACAUUUUGAUUUAAAAAAUUCAAAUAUGCUUUAAAACUGAAAAAGAAAUAUUAUUUCGUAAAAAUUUCAUAUGCUUAUCAUAACUGUAUGAAAAUUUUUUCUUUUGCAACUGGUUGAUUGUACUCGAUUUUGUAACUAAUUCGCUUUUAAAUUCGAUAAAAUUAAUUACUCGAUAUAUGCAAUUAUAGCACAAAAUUAUGUUGCACAAAACUUGUCACCAUUUUUAUAUCAUGGAAAAAUAUAAAUCAUUAUUUUCAAUUACUGUCGCGAUAUUAAAAUUAGUCUAUGUAAUUUAUAUUUGUUUAAAGAAGAGUCAUACGAUAAAUUAAGUAAAUGUAAAAUAACAACCGAAUUACAUUUCACAUUUUAAUAUAAAACUGAUUAUGACUCAUCCAUUAUAUCUUAAGGCCAUAUGCCAUGAAAUGCCAAUUAAUUAAAGACUAGUAGAAUAGUUUUUUUUUAAAUACAGGUAUGUAUGUGCGUAUACAUGCGCCUACGUGUGGACAUGCGUGCGUGUGUGCUAUGAGACUUGUAUUAUAACAUAAUAAUUAAUAUUAAUGUUCUUAUGUAACCAAAGGUUGUAUGUAUUAAUGGUCUAAAGGAUGAAUACCAUCUUUUCUUCAUAAUUAAAGCUUCGCAAAAAAUCAUAAUAAAAAGUACGUAGCAUAAACUUGCCAGUA